CACACCUACCAGUUUCAUAGAUCCAUUCGUUAAUAUUGUUUGCUUGAAACGUGUUGCGUGUUAUUUUUUUUUGUUAUUUAUACAUGUAUUCGGAUUUGGUGAAAAAAGAUCUCAAGAUUUUUAUUUUCUAGUGUUCAAGGACAAAAAAGUUUAAAUUUAUAUGCAAUAAAUAAAGGAAAUUAAUUACGAUGGAUCAAGGAUUUCCAGCACAACACACUACAACUACCACUGUAACGACGAGUACAACUACAACACAACCAAAUAUUCGAUUCGAUUCGUCUUAUAUAAGAACAUUGCCUGGAAUUCUUAAAAUCGUUCAAGUAGUUCUAAAUCUUUUGGGAUUUAUAUGUAUUACGGUAUCGUCUUAUCAUGCUAGCCGCGGAGAAUGGUUUAAUACUGUGGCUAUGGGAGGUUUUUGGUUCACAGGAAUAUUACUUGUUUUUUAUUUGUUUCAUAUUGUAGAAAAAUUCUCGAAAAUUCCUUGGUUAAAAAUUGAAUUUUUAUUUUGUAUAAUUUGGACUGCUUUCUAUUUGCUGGCUGCUUCUCUUGCAGUUGAUUAUGCCAAAUAUAUAGAAGCUUACGGAGUAGCAGCAUUUUUCGGAUAUUGUGCUAUGGUAGUUUAUGGUUAUGAUGCCUGGCUUAAGUUCCAAGCAAUAAAAAAUGGUGCAUUAGCACAGGGACAGCACACACCGAAACAAGUGUCUACAGUGACAAGUCCUGCGUACUAAUUUUAUCAUAAAAUAUAUGAUUUUUUUGAUGAACUACACAAAGACCAGUUGUAAAACAUAUCAUUGCUUUUAUAGAGAAAAUUUGAUAAAUUUACUUUCAAAUUUUUCUCAUUUUAAUGCUUUAAUGCAAAAGAUUAUCAAACAAGAACAGGAUACAAUAGAUUUGAAAAUUUCAUUAUCUUUUAUCUAUAAAACUUAUAUAUUUGUGUAUACACAUAUUAUGUAAUUUCAUGAAAGAAAAGCAAUAUUCUAUAAUUUUAUAUCUUUGUACUAUAAAAAAAAUUAUAUAUAUACAAUUAUAAUAUAAUGCGUAUUUCGGAAUUUUUCAUAUUAAUAAUAUUAAUAAUGAUAAUAUAUUAUAUAUGUAUUUAAUUUUUAAAAUCUGUUAAUAUUAAAAUAAUAUUUUUAACAGAUAAUAUAUACAUAUAUUUGUAUACAUAUACAAGAAAUAUAUAUUUAAGUAUUGUGUUCACACUAUAUGCAAAAUCAAUUAAUAUAUUUGUAUUCAUUUUGUAUUUAAUUUUUUCAUUUUAUACAAUGGCAAUUUUAUUGCAUUCCUGAUUAGAAUGAGACAUGGACAGAUAGUUCUCUUAAUUUAUUUGUAAUUAUUCAUAUAAAGAUCAUAAUAGAAUGUAUUAUAUAAUAAA
This is a messenger RNA of Apis florea (little honeybee), 1375 nucleotides long. RefSeq names its product proteolipid protein 2. Gene Ontology annotation, cellular component: membrane. The record is from RefSeq and is a predicted model, not a curated record. NCBI's taxonomy places the organism in Eukaryota, Metazoa, Arthropoda, Insecta, Hymenoptera, Apidae.